AAUCCUGGGCUAGGUAGGGGGUGUGACCCUUAGCACAGAGAGCUCAGGUCGGGGGUGGUGUGUGCUUUGCACGGCCGUCGCUUCUGGGACCCCGGCGCUGGCGACGAUCCGAGCUCUGGCAUCUCUCCAGCGCCGGGGUCGGGGUGCGGGACGAAGGUAGACGACAGGCUGAGCUGGGACCCAGACGUGCCGAGCAUUUGAGGUCGGUGCGGGAGGCGGAGGAGGGAAGUAAAGUUUCCAGAGCACGGAGAGGGUGUCCCACGGCCGCUGGAGAGGCUAGGCUUGUCCGGCCGGCCCCUUUGAGGGCUCACUUGCAUAAUAGUGUCUUUCUUUUCACUGCUUCUUGAGAGGGGAGUGUUUCGCAGAUCACUGGUGUUGUCCUCCUUGCCGUUGGCAUUUGGGGCAAGGUGAGCCUAGAGAAUUAUUUUUCCCUUUUAAACGAGAAGGCCACCAAUGUCCCCUUUGUGCUCAUUGGCACUGGCACUGGCAUUAUUCUUUUGGGCACCUUCGGUUGUUUUGCUACCUGCCGAGCUUCUGCAUGGAUGCUAAAACUGUAUGCAAUGUUUCUGACUCUCAUUUUUUUGGUCGAACUGGUCGCUGCCAUUGUAGGAUUUGUAUUCAGACAUGAGAUUAAGAACAGCUUUAAGAAUAAUUAUGUGAAGGCUUUGAAACAAUAUAACUCUACGGGAGAUUAUAAAAGCGAUGCAGUAGACGAGAUACAAAACACGUUGCACUGUUGUGGUGUCACCGAUUAUAGAGAUUGGACAGAUACUAAUUAUUACUCAGAAAAGGGAUUUCCCAAAAGUUGUUGUAAACGUGAAGGUUGUUCUCCACAGAGAGACGCCGAUAAAGUGAACAAUGAGGGUUGUUUUAUAAAGGUGAUGACCAUUAUAGAGUCAGAAAUGGGAGUUGUUGCAGGAAUUUCCUUUGGAGUUGCUUGCUUUCAGCUUAUUGGAAUCUUUCUAGCAUACUGCCUCUCUCGUGCCAUAACAAAUAACCAGUAUGAGAUAGUGUAAUCAGUGUAUCUGCGAUUUACUCCUCUCCAACUUCAAGGAUACUUAAAGUAGCCCCCCAUGAAUUAUAAAAUUGCCUGGAUGGAAGACUGACGACUCUUCUUACCUAAGUAGACUUAAGAACUACACCAAUAGGCUGAUUCGAUCAAGAUACUUGUUCAAUAUGUUCUAAGUCCACCUUCUGUCCCGUUCAUCUUAGAUUGUCCCCUAAAACACUGGAAGAGCUAGUAAAUUAUAAAUGAAAUAAUACUGCUUCUCUUGACUUUUAUUCUUCUUUUUUUUUGUUGUAAUGAGAAAAUUUAAUUUGUAUUAUGUACAGGUUACAAGCCUACAACAUUGUGAUGCUUCCCAUUUGGAGAUCACUGAAAAGUUAAGUGAACAUAAAGGAACUAAUGAGAACCAGCAUAACAUUUUUAUUGAUCAGAUAACUAUUUUUUAUUAAUAUUAAAUCAUAGCUGUGUACAUUAAUGCGAUCAUGGGGCACCAUACAUUGGUUUUAUAAACAGUUUGACACAUUUUCAUCACACUGGUUAAUAUAGCCUUUCUGGUAUUUUCUUAGUUAUUGUGUUAAGACAAUUAUAUUCUACAUUUACUAAGUUUCACAUGUACCCUUGUAAGAUGCACCGCAGGUGUAAUCCCACCUAUCACUCUCCCUCUGCCCAUCCUCCCCCCUCCCUCCCUUCCCUCUCCCCAUUCCCCAUAUUCUUAGGUUAUAACUGGGUUAUAGCUUUCAUAUGAAAGCCAAAAAUUAGUUUCAUAGUAGGGCUGAGUACAUUGGAUACUUUUUCUUCCAUUCUUGAGUUACUUUACUAAGAAGAAUAUGUUAUUCUUCUUCUUAGUUUCACGAGUACCUUACAAUGUUAUUCUUCUUAGCGUGGAGUCUUUGGAAGGCACUGUGAAUUUGCUAUUUUGAUGUAGUGCUAUAAGGUGGAAAGUUGACCCCCCUGAAUUUGCUAUUGAUGUAGUGCGAUAGAAAAUUGACCUCCAUGAACUGGCCCCUUCCCAGCAAAGGUUAUCUGAUUUAAUUGUAUAAGGUGCACCAAGAAGUUGAACUGUUCCACUAUUCUCUGUUCUGAUGACAGGCAGAAAGUCACAAUGUGUAAUUUAAUUCCAUUAGGCCACUGGAUGGCAUCCAUCAUCAGAGUGGCACCCAAGACUGAAAGACACUACUGAUGUUCUAUGAUAUAUCAGGUUUCAGCACAAAAUUUACAUUUCUUUGCCUCCAAAAUAAGGCAUUUAUUAUUAUUUUUCCCUAUUAUUCAAAAGGUUCUAAUUAUUACUUUAAAUGGUGUCAGAAUUGUAUUUUCCUUAGGAAUUUAAUGGAACUUAUCUUCAUUAGCUUUAGCUGGUAUUUCCUUACCAGGUUGAUAUAACUUAAUUGUCAAUAUUAUGGUCAACUUUAAUAGUCUUAGUUUUGGUUUGUGCCUUUGAUUAAUAAAUAUAAAUCUUUUACACAAUAAAUAUUGUUUUCCUCUAAAAGAACUGUGUUUAAAUUAACUUUUAGAAAAUAUACUGGAAUGAUUGUUUCCACUGAGAAAGCUAAGCUACACACUUCUUUUUGGAAUAUAGUUUUCAGAU
Messenger RNA from Nycticebus coucang (slow loris), 2591 nucleotides. It is a transcript of the gene TSPAN6, whose product is annotated as tetraspanin 6. Gene Ontology annotation, cellular component: membrane. NCBI's taxonomy places the organism in Eukaryota, Metazoa, Chordata, Mammalia, Primates, Lorisidae. The record is from RefSeq and is a predicted model, not a curated record. Bases 543 to 1016 code for a protein of 157 amino acids. The transcript is spliced from 8 exons.